UUGAUGAUUGCGUGCCCUACUUGAAUGACAGAUUCUGAAAGUAAAAACCUGAGACACCUCAAAUAACAGCCCACAACAAAACCAACGCACGCAGAAGUGGGUGUUUGUUUUGACCCGUGAAAUACUAGAAGUUGUAUAAAUAAGGUUGAAAAGCGGGAGCAUUUAUAGGGAAUUCAGAUGCCUUAUGAACCCUUCAGAAGGAUUAAGCACCCUGUCUUUUAAGAAAGGAUUCGACCCUCAACAGCUGGCUACCAAAAAAGUGACUGUAAAGGCUGCAAAGAGGUGCCCAGGUAUCCAGCAGUGAAGAAGGUGUUGACUGACUGAGUAGCUGUAUGUGUGAGGCCACACCCGGCAAUGGAACCCUGGCCUGCAGUGGCCUGGGUCCUGCUGCUAAGCCUGAUUGCUGAUUGGCUGAAAGCAGUCCACUCACGGGACUUUACAGUGCAAGACAUCAUCUACCUCCAUCCUUCUACCACGCCAUACCCUGGUGGGUUCAAGUGUUUCACGUGUGAAAAUGCUUCAGAUAACUAUGAAUGCAAUCGAUGGGCACCAGAUGUUUACUGCCCACGAGCGACAAGAUAUUGUUUCACACGUCACAAAAUGGAUUCCAGUGGGGACAGUAUAUCAGUCACUAAGCGCUGUGUAGCUCUGGAGGAUUGUUUGUCUACGGGAUGCACUCAGCCUGAUCAUGAAGGACAUGAGGUCUGCACUUCUUGUUGUGAAGGAAAUAUCUGCAACUUGCCAUUGCCAAGAAAUGAGACAGAGGCAAUCUUUGCAACAACUUCUCCACUCAGCGGAACUGCGCAGCAUCUUCACAGCAGCUCACUCGUUUUAACCUGUAUCAGCAUCAUGUUCCUGAUGCUUGUGUAGCGGAGGUAAAACUGAAACAGGCUCUGUAAAACACCCUUCGUAUUAUUUCAAAGUGUAACUUUAUUAUUAUUACUGAUCAUGUGAUGGUUUACAGUAUUUACAGUAAGGAUGAAAAUGUAAAGCUCAGGAAAGCACAUAUAUUAAAUGAUAUGAAAAUAGAAACAGAGCCAUGAAUUUCCAAGUCAGCCACUGUGAAUCCCUCAUAUGUAGUGCAUUAAAGAGUUGAUCACUAAUGGACUGUAUAACAGUCACUGGAACCCUGUAUUUUAAGGCAAUUUUUGGUCACAUUCACAUCGGCACUUUGUGAUGGGUCAAGUCAAAUGAAUUAUAAACAAAUACUGGUAUGCCUGUUUCAUAGUUGCAUUACUAUUUGUAAUGCAACUGUUUAAUUAAGUGAGUUGUACAUUUUCUUUCAA
Polyodon spathula (Mississippi paddlefish) is the source of this 1286-nucleotide messenger RNA. Its product is annotated as ly6/PLAUR domain-containing protein 6-like. Gene Ontology annotation, biological process: positive regulation of canonical Wnt signaling pathway. NCBI's taxonomy places the organism in Eukaryota, Metazoa, Chordata, Actinopteri, Acipenseriformes, Polyodontidae. The transcript is spliced from 6 exons. Bases 355 to 870 code for a protein of 171 amino acids. The record is from RefSeq and is a predicted model, not a curated record. Gene Ontology annotation, molecular function: acetylcholine receptor inhibitor activity.